Molecule: messenger RNA, 1002 nt
Organism: Bactrocera dorsalis (oriental fruit fly)
Lineage: Eukaryota; Metazoa; Arthropoda; Insecta; Diptera; Tephritidae
Exons: 5
Coding region: 73-918 (281 amino acids)
Biological process (GO): regulation of transcription by RNA polymerase II
Cellular component (GO): nucleus; transcription regulator complex
Source: RefSeq, a predicted model, not a curated record
GAAAAAAUAUUUAAAUUUUAUUGAAGUGAAAGGUAUUAGCGUGGCAACAACGAAACUGUGUACAACCACACAAUGGACAGCUGUGUUGUUAAAACUCAAAUAUCUGGACUGGACUGUAAAUUAUUUGAAAUUCCCUUAACAAUGGAUUUGGAUGACAUGUUAAUUAAAGAAGUGCGUAAUCGUCCAUAUCUGUACGAUCGAACACACCCCGAUUACAAAAGUUUAAAGAAAAAAGAUUAUGCAUGGAGGCAUAUUUCUGUAAUGUUGAAGUUGAGCGAAACGCAGUGCAGAAGAAGAUGGAAGAGCCUCCGUGACUCCUAUAAACGGUGCAAAAGAAUGAAGACUGACGGUACUGGUGACAGUACAAGGAAAAAAUGGCGGUAUUUAGAACCGAUGUCCUUUUUGGAAAGAGUUAAAGGGCCCCACCGUAUAAUACGAAGUUCAAGUGAAGAAAUGGACCCUAUAAGCGUAGAUGAAGCGCUGGAAUUAUUGGAUGAGGAUUCAGCGAAUUCAUCGUUCUGGGAACAAGAAAAUUCUCCGUCAAUAUCUGCUGAUGCACAUGCGCAAAGGGCAAGCGCAAGUUCUCCAUGCAGACCUUCUGAUGUACAUGAGCAAAAGGCAAGCGAAAGUUCUCCGUGCAGACCAUCUGAUGCUUGUGGGCAAUGGAAUUCCCAGAAAAAGGACGAUGACAAGUUUAAAGAGUUUUUGGAGUUGGCAGGCUCAAGCAUAUCGAACACUUGUGCGGCAUUCGUGCAAAAAGCACAAAAACAGGACUCCAUCGCACUUCACUUUUCCAGUUUAGCGGCGAAGAUAACAGAAGCCGGCCUACCGCCAAAAGUGGUCAAUCAAAUAGAGGCCAAAGUAUCGGCCAUAGUGUUUGGGGAAAUUGAUAAAUUUUAUUCAGGUCAUAUAAAAUAGACGUACAUAAAUAAUAGAAAUAUGAUAUAAAUUAAAUAAUUUUGAAAACUUAUAAGCACACAAAGUGCUUUAUUUUAAGUUAUA